UCUUCGGAAAAUGUCGCCGGGGAUCGGAAAGUACAAUCAAAUCAGGCACAUUGUGAGAAUCCGGCAGAUGCUCCGGCGGUGGCGCAAGAAGGCUGCAGCGGCGGCGGCGGGAUCAACGAGAUCCGAUGUGCCGGCGGGACACGUGGCGAUCUGCGUGGGGAGGAGUAACAAGAGGUUUGUGGUGCGCGCGACGUACCUGAACCAUCCUACCUUCAAGAACCUCUUGGUUCAAGCCGAGGAAGAGUACGGGUUUACCAACCAAGGACCCUUGGUUCUACCUUGCGAUGAGUCGGUCUUCGAAGAGAUCCUCCGAGUCGUGUCCCUGUCUGACUCGGCCAACUCGGGUCGGUUUGUUAAUCUCGACGAUUUCCAGCGAUGUUGCGACGUGGGUCGUAGGAGUAAUCUUGAUGGUUUGGGUGAAUCUGGACCGUUGCCUCACGGGUUGGGUGAUGAAUCAGUUUGUUGAGGAUGACCCGACUCGGUAUAUGGGCGAGUUACUUUUUUUCUUUUUUCUUUUCUUUUUUCCUCCACCUGGUUGGUAGUGAUUUUUAGCUCUGGCGGAGAUGGCAAAGAAGGGGUUGCAAGUUGACCGAGUCAUCCCGAGAUUGAGUUGGAGCGAGUCGGCAAGUGGGUUAUUAGGUUUUUUAAAUGGGUAUGUCUUGUAAAUUUCUUUAUUUUUAUUCACUAUAUUUUUAGUAGUUGAAAUUGCACAUGCUUGCAAACAAUUUUAGUGAACUUGCUUUUCGUAAAUUUUAAAGAGAGAUUUAUGGG
Molecule: messenger RNA, 771 nt
Organism: Camellia sinensis
Lineage: Eukaryota; Viridiplantae; Streptophyta; Magnoliopsida; Ericales; Theaceae
Product: auxin-responsive protein SAUR41
Biological process (GO): response to auxin
Source: RefSeq, a predicted model, not a curated record